AUGGAAUUGAUUCCAGAAAAUGAAAUUGAUGUUCCAGCUAAUUCUAGUUUUUACCUUCCGCACCAUUCAGUUCCGGAUGAUACUGUAAAAACGUUAGGUAUCCUGUGGCAUCCAGCUUCAGAUAUGUUUUUAUUCAAAGUCAAUUCAUCAUAUCCUGAAGUCUUAACCAAACGAACAUUACUUUCAAUAAUCGCAAAGACCUUUGACCCUCUUGGAUGGUUGGCACCGAUCACGGUUCGGUAUAAAUUGAUUAUGCAAAGAUUGUGGAAACAUCAGUUUCAGUGGGAUGAAAAGGUUCCUCCAGAUAUUGAAUGUGAGUGGAAACAACUUACAGAAGAUUUGUUAUUCAUUAAAAGUAUCAAAAUUUCACGAUUCUUGUUGGUUGAAUCAGAUAACCAGUUUCAACUGCACGGGUUUUGUGACGACGCCUCAGAGAAGGCCUACGCCGCUGCAAUUUAUUAUCGUUCUGUGCUAGAUACUGGACAAAUUAAUGUUCAGUUAGUGAUAGCCAAAACAAGAGUUGCACCACUAAAAACCAUAUCACUUCCCCGAUUGGAACUUUGUGGAGCAUUACUGUUGACUAAAUUAAUGGAUUUCACCUGUAGGGCUUUAAAUACUCCUAUAUCGCAAGUUUAUUUUCAUACUGAUUCCACUAUUGUAUUAGCCUGGAUAAGAUCUCAUGCAAGCCGAUGGAAGACCUUCGUCGCCAACAGAGUAGCAAAAAUCCAGACUUUAUCCUCUCCUGUCCAGUGGCAUCAUGUGAGUGGAAAUGCUAAUCCUGCUGAUCUUGCAACCCGUGGUGUGUCAUCAUCUGCACUGGUUACUUCAUUGUGGUUACGUGGUCCAGAUUUAUUGUAUAAUUUAUUUCUUUUUCAGCAAGCAUUGUCUGCACCACUAUUAAAUGAUUCUGUGCCAGAGCAAAGAUGUGUUUUUCAGUCAACAACUGCUGCCAGUCACUUGACAGACGCUCAUGAUUUAUUUUAUAAAUAUUCCUCUCUCACUAAACUUAAACGUGUUGUAGCAUUAUGUCUGAGAUUUGUAAAUAACUGUAAAAAUUCAGAAGAUCAGGUUAGUGGAUUUCUAAAAACAAGUGAAUUAACUAAAGAUAAUUUAGGUAUUCUCAGGGUGGGCGGUCGCUUGCGACAUGCAAACCUUGCAUAUGGUUUUAGGCAUCCAAUUUUGCUUCCAAAGAAGCACAUUUUAACUCAUCUCAUUGUUAGACAUUACCAUGAAAGACUUUUGCAUGCAGGUCCACAACUUAUGCAAUCUUGCAUUCAAGAACAAUAUUGGAUCAUAAAUGGUAGAUUUGUUAUCAGAGAUUUAGUUAGGAAAUGUAUAAAGUGUUGCAAAAUUAGAGCAUCUGUCACUAAUCAAUUGAUGAGCGAUUUGCCGUCUAGUCGCGUUUCGCCUGCUCCUGCGUUUUUGCGCUGUGGAGUGGAUUACGCAGGUCCUUUUCAAAUUAAAGCAAAUAGGGGUCGAGGCUCUAAGUCAUUCAAGGCAUAUAUGGCUCUAUUUGUUUGUUUUACGACAAGAGCUAUUCACCUAGAAUUAGUGACUGAUCUUUCAGCAGAUGCUUUUAUUGCAGCUCUUAAGAGGUUCAUUUCCCGCAGAGGCAAAAGCAGUGAUAUAUAUAGCGAUUGUGGUUCCAAUUUUGUUGGAGGAGCAAACGCAAAACUGAUGGAAUUUGAAAGGCUUGCUAGGUCUGCAACUUAUAACCAAAAUGUUAGCAGAUAUUUGGUUGAUAAUGGCAUUAAAUGGCAUCUAAACGUUCCAGGUGCGCCACAUAUGGGUGGACUCUGGGAAGCUGGCAUAAAAUCAACAAAAUACCAUUUAAAACGAGUAGUUGGUGAGGCGAGAUUGACAUAUGAAGAAUUUGAAACAUUUCUCUUACACAAAUAG
Stegodyphus dumicola is the source of this 1899-nucleotide messenger RNA. RefSeq lists its product as uncharacterized. Lineage: Eukaryota; Metazoa; Arthropoda; Arachnida; Araneae; Eresidae. The record is from RefSeq and is a predicted model, not a curated record.